Messenger RNA from Nerophis lumbriciformis (worm pipefish), 1101 nucleotides. NCBI's taxonomy places the organism in Eukaryota, Metazoa, Chordata, Actinopteri, Syngnathiformes, Syngnathidae. The record is from RefSeq and is a predicted model, not a curated record.
AUGGCCGUUUUGAAAGUGACCUUUACCAAGACAAAGAGGGACAAACUAGCUCAGGUGCUUUGGAUCUUAAAUUGGAUCUCCGUGGUGACGGGCGUGAUCCUCUUCAGCCUGGGCCUCUUCCUUAAAGUGGAACUCAACAAGCGGUGGGAGAUGAUGGCCGAUACUGACAUUCAGUACGUUCCCAACAUGCUCAUAUCCGUUGGCCUCAUCGCCUGCGCCAUUAACUUCCUGGGCGGGAAGAUCUGCUACGACUGCGCCGACACGGCCAAGUUCCUCCGCUGGAAGCUAAUUAUGCUGCCCUACAUCGUAUGCACCUUUUUCUUCACUUUCUGUGUGCUGGUUGGGGCCCUCAUGUGCUACACCAUGCACUGGGAGCUGGAUGAAUCCUUGAGAGAAGGCUUAACUAAGGCCAUGAAGUACUACAAGGACACGGACACACCAGGAAGAUGCUUCCUCAAGCGUGCCGUGGACACACUGCAGAUAGAGUUCCAGUGUUGCGGCAACAAGGCUUACACAGACUGGUUCCGAAUUCAGUGGAUCAGCAACCGCUACCUGGAUAUGGCUCACAGGGAGGUGGUUGAUCGCCUCAGGAGCAACGUGGAAGGCAAGUACCUGAUGGAUGCCGUUCCCUUCAGCUGCUGUAAUGUAAACUCACCCCGGCCGUGUAUCCAGCAGCAGGUGAGCAACAACUCAGCUCACUUCAACUACGACCACCGCACAGAGCAGCUCAACCUGUGGACCAAAGGGUGUCACCAGGCUCUCUUGGACUACUACACCGGCAUUGUACAUUCCAUUGGCCUCACCGUGCUCAUCACGUGGCUCUUUGAGCUGUCAGUAUUGACGGGCGUGCGUUACCUCCAGACGUCCUUGGAGAACAUGUUGAGACUUGGAGACCCCGACUGCGAGUCUGAAGGCUGGCUGCUGGAAAACAGUUUCAUAGAAACGGCGCGAAGCAACCUGAACAUCAUCAAGACACUCAGCAAAAACAACCAUGUCGACACCGGCAGCAACGGUGACCCCAACAUCAAUGUACCCUCCACUUCCAAAGCUCACUACGGGCCGGAUAAUGUGCCUCCCCAGCCAAAACCUGCGGCCAGCUGA